AGUGGGCCUCUUUGUUGCUGCCUGCGUGAAGGGGACCCUCCUCCUAGCUGAUGUCUGAGCGGCACCACUACCUCCUGCGUCUGCACUUCCAUGUAGCUGGGAAGGCUUUGGGGUUGUUGUCUGGGUCUCAGGGCAGAGCCUGCUGGAGGCACUGGAAGUGGAUUGGUUCCUGGUCAUGCCCGGUGGAAGGAGGGGACCCAGUCGGCAGCAGCUAAGCCGUUCAGCUUUGCCUUCUCUCCAGACUUUGGUUGGCGGGAGCUGUGGCAACGGCACUGGUCUGAGAAACAGGAACGGUAGUGCAAUCAGCCUCUCAGCUCCUCCCAUCACAGCCCUGAUCACCCCAGAGCCUGUGCGUCACUGCCGGAUCCCUGACCUGCCACUGGACGGGAGCCUUCUCUUCGAAUUCCUCUUCUUCAUUUACCUGCUAGUGGCCCUCUUUAUUCAGUACAUCAAUAUCUACAAGACAGUCUGGUGGUAUCCCUACAAUCACCCUGCCUCCUGCACCUCUCUGAAUUUUCACCUCAUUGAUUACCACCUGGCGGCAUUCAUCACAGUGAUGCUGGCGCGGAGGCUGGUGUGGGCCCUCAUCUCCGAGGCCUCCCAGGUGGGCGCAACGUCAGUGAUUCACUACAUGGCACUGAUUAUGGCGCGCCUGGUGCUGCUCACGCUGUGCGGUUGGGUGCUCUGCUGGACUCUGGUCAAUCUCUUCCGCAGCCACUCUGUGCUCAACCUCCUCUUCUUGGGCUACCCGUUCGGUGUCUAUGUUCCCCUGUGCUGCUUCCAUCAAGACAGCAGAGCUCAGCCUCUCCCAACGGACUGCAGCUACCUGGUGCAGGAUCAGAUGGUGGACGAUGGUACCUCAGGCGUUGGCAGCCUGGUCAAACCCAAAGACUUCCUCUCGCUCCUGCGGGAGUCCCUGAAAGAACAGUUCAAUAACCCUACGGCCAUCCCCACCCACAGUUGCCCCCUCUCCCCAGACCUCAUCCGCAAUGAGGUGGAGUGCCUGAAAGCGGACUUCAACCGCAGGAUCAAGGAGGUUCUCUUCAACUCCCUCUUCAGUGCCUACUAUGUGGCCUUCCUGCCGCUGUGCUUUGUGAAGAGCACCCAGUACUACGACAUGCGCUGGUCCUGCGAGCACCUCAUCAUGGUGUGGAUCAGCGCCUUCGUUAUGCUCACCACGCAGCUGCUGCCCCCCAAGUACUGCGACCUGCUGCACAGAUCAGCCGCCCACCUGGGCAAAUGGCAGAAGUUAGAGCAUGGCUCCUACAGCAACGCUCCACAGCACAUCUGGUCAGAAAGUACCAUUUGGCCACAGGGCGUGUUGGUGCGACACAGUCGAUGCCUGUACAAGGCAGUGGGGCCUUAUAAUGUAGCAGUGCCUUCAGACGUCUCCCACGCCCGCUUUUAUUUCCUCUUUCACCGCCCAUUACGGCUGCUCAACCUGCUUAUCCUCAUCGAAGGCAGCGUGGUCUGCUACCAGCUGUACUCCCUGCUGCGCUCUGAGAAGUGGAACCACACCCUCUCCAUGGCCCUCAUCCUCUUCUGCAACUACUAUGUCUUAUUUAAGCUCCUCCGGGACCGGAUAGUAUUGGGCAGGGCCUACUCCUACCCCCUCAACAGCUACGGACUCAAGGCACAUUAACCUGCCAAACGCACCCAAGGGGUGGGAGGGAAGGGAACCUCAAAAAAACUAUUUUCGUACAGUUCUAUUUUUUUCUUGCGCUGUUUAUAAAUAUUUAAGAUAUUUUAUAUUUUGUAUACUAUUGUUUUUUUGGGAUGGGAAGGGGGCAAGUGGCAAUUAAAUGUCGCUUUAUAAACAA
Messenger RNA from Pelodiscus sinensis (Chinese soft-shelled turtle), 1820 nucleotides. RefSeq names its product transmembrane protein 39A (gene TMEM39A). The record is from RefSeq and is a predicted model, not a curated record. Gene Ontology annotation, biological process: negative regulation of autophagosome assembly; negative regulation of autophagosome maturation. Gene Ontology annotation, cellular component: endoplasmic reticulum membrane. NCBI's taxonomy places the organism in Eukaryota, Metazoa, Chordata, Testudines, Trionychidae.